AUGGAUAGAAAUCUCUUGUUAGAUCCUCAAUAUCUCAUUUUUGGUGCGUUUCCACCUGUCACAGCUGGGGAGCCCCUUGGGCGAGCGUUUCGUUGUGGAGCACGACGUUUGCAUGUAUCCAACUGUAGAAAUGCAAGAUGGCGUGACAGUUACAAAAUGGGCUAUAUCGAACCAGACUUGGGUGAGAAGAAACCAACUCAUAUUGUUAUCGGAGCCGGAUCUGCUGGUAGUGUCAUAGCAAAUCGUCUCACUGAAAACCCUAAUAACCGAGUGCUUUUAAUCGAGGCCGGUCCGCAAGAUUACUGUGGGAAACAACAUCCCAUUGGAACCACAGAGGAUGUGAAUGGAUUCAAACAAGAAGGCUUAGGGAACUUUGAUUUGACAAUAGACAAUGGAGUGAGCCGUGAGAAAAUUUACUGCGAAGGCGAUGUCAUAUUAUGUGGAGGUGCCAUCAACUCACCACAGUUGCUGAUGCUGAGUGGUAUCGGUCCAGCGGAUCACCUUAGAGCGCACGAAAUCCUGUCACGGUUAACUUACCGGGUGUUGGUGAAAAUUUGA
Strongylus vulgaris is the source of this 558-nucleotide messenger RNA. Lineage: Eukaryota; Metazoa; Nematoda; Chromadorea; Rhabditida; Strongylidae. The record is from the annotation of a GenBank genome assembly.